Molecule: messenger RNA, 2279 nt
Organism: Sabethes cyaneus
Lineage: Eukaryota; Metazoa; Arthropoda; Insecta; Diptera; Culicidae
Gene: Bap111
Product: SWI/SNF-related matrix-associated actin-dependent regulator of chromatin subfamily E member 1
Exons: 3
Coding region: 122-2143 (673 amino acids)
Biological process (GO): negative regulation of DNA-templated transcription
Cellular component (GO): SWI/SNF complex
Molecular function (GO): nucleosomal DNA binding; nuclear receptor binding
Source: RefSeq, a predicted model, not a curated record
UUCUGUGUCUGACGCAAGUUAAAUUUUUAAUUUCCUGUAUAAAUCCAUAUAUUCCGUGUUUUUAAUAAAGAGCAGCCAGUUCGUUAGUGUUUUUUCUCAACCAGCCAACCUGGAAUCCAAAAUGGCGCUCCCUUCGAACUACAAGCAUUCGCCGGUUUCAACACCGACAACGCAGCGGCUGCGCCCCUCCGGGUCCAGCUCCGAUAGCCGCAAACCAGACACGUCUAGUCCGUUCAUGCACAGCCCGCAGGGCAAUCCGGCAUUCACGCCCCAAAAGCUGGGAAAAUCGGCCACGACAGCAGAGGCUAAAAUGAUCAAACCACCGAAGGCACCGGAGAAGCCUCUUAUGCCGUAUAUGCGCUACUCACGCAAGGUUUGGGACUCGAUCAAGGCUUCCAAUUCCGACCUGAAACUGUGGGAAGUGGGGAAAAUAAUCGGCCAGCAGUGGCGUGAUCUACCGGAGAAGGAUAAGGAAGAGUACAUUGCGGAGUACGAGGCCGAAAAGUUGGAAUAUGAGAAGAAUCUCAAAGCCUACCAUAAUUCUCCGGCAUAUUUGGCAUAUUUGACUGCCAAGAAUAAGUCCAAGCCAGGCGGUGAUGGCGAUGGUCAUGAUGGUGCAAGAUCUAGCUCGAAAGGCGGCCAGCAGGAUCGAAGAAUCGAUAUACAACCAGCUGAGGAUGAAGAAGACCAAGACGAUGGAUAUUCGUUCAAGCACGUAGCUUAUGCAAGGUUUUCUCGGAAUCAUCGUUUGAUAAAUGAAAUUUUUUCUGAUGCUGUUGUGCCGGAUGUUCGUUCGGUUGUAACCACCCAACGCAUGCACGUCCUUAAAAGGCAGGUUCAAUCGCUGGCUAUGCAUCAAAUGAAGCUCCAGCAUGAGUUGCAGCUGAUCGAAGAAAAAUUCGAUACGAGAAAACGUAAAUUUGUCGAAUCAAGCGAACAGUUUCAGGACGAACUUAAGAAACACUGCAAACCGGCUGUGGAUGAUGAAACUUUCCAAAAAAUGGUUGACAGACAAUAUGAGAUAAUGAAACGUGAACGCAUGCGGACGGUCGAGGAACAGCAAAAACCACUUAUGCCAGCUCAUGCUGUUGGCGGAAAACCAGAUGAUCACACCGGAGAUGGUCUUGCGGUUGGACAUUCAGCUGUUCCUCUCAAUGAGGAAGCCCGCGCUGAACAGGAGCCCGUAGCAAAAAUUUCGCACGAAAGCGUACAGAAAAAGGAUGAAAGAGAAGAGGUACCGCUAAAGCUUGAUGAAACCUCUAAAUUGGCUGCAACUCAAAAAACAUCGGAGGAAUUACCCAAGGAAGCGACAGUGGAACAUAAACCACCUCCAGUUGAACAACCGUUGCCGAGCACGCCUGUACCUCCGGCAUCCAAUCUUGCACCUGAGCAUUAUCGUAAUCCUGCUGUUGUUCCCGAACAAAAACCAGAAACUGUCCCGGUGGCAGCGACUCCGCCGCCACCUGUAUCGGCGCCUCCACCGCCCCACCAUCACGUUACAACAGCACCGACAUCUGCUCCUUCCUCUCCAUAUCCAUCGCACAGUGCUGAAUCUCAUGUUGCUCCACCGAAUGUUACAGUCCCUCAUCACCAGGCUCCUCCACCUCCGCCGCCGAGCCAUCACAUUCCCCCGCAUAUGCAGCCGCACCCAGGUAUGCCGUCUCAUUCUGGAUAUCCCGGUUAUCCACAUGCUGGUCCUCCAAGACCGUACUAUCUACCUAGCGGAUACGGAGCACAUCCCCAAUCCUAUGGACAAUAUGGUCACUAUCCAUAUCACCAGCAAUACGCACCGCCACCACCCGGUCAAUAUAUGCCAGGUCCACCGCGUCCUAGCCAUGGCGCACCUAUGGGUCACUACGGAGCUGACCCGCACCACGGUGGACCAGUCGGCGAUGGCCAUCAUCCUCACUCUCCGUACGGUCCUGGGCCUGCUCCGGGUGGACCUCCUCCGACUGCUGCUGGAAGUGCAGCCGGACAAGCUGGAGUUGGUGGUCCACCGCAGGUACCACCCGUUGGCUCCGCCAGCGGUCAUCCGACCGAUAGUGAGGUUCCGGAAAAACCAGAGAAACCGGAAAAGACUCCAGCGAAGAAGAAGAAAUCCAGCAAAAAAGAUGCCGAAAAGAAGAUUGUCCAUGACGAUUAAACAAUAUCUGUAGUGCUAAGAAUGAUUCUGCUCCACAAUUUACAUUUUUCAACAUACUGGAUGGAUCAUAUGUGUCUAUGGUCGUGGUAAUUACUUAUAAUAUAAAAUUGCUUAUAGUAAUAAGUUGAAAUUAUAC